AUGUAUAAUUAAAAACUAAAUAUGAAAUUUGAAGAAAAUAUAAACUUUUAUAUUUUCAACUUUGUGUACAUGCAAUGUAUAAUCUUAAAUUUUUUUUUAAUUUAACGUAUGUGCUUGAGAGUGAGAAUUUUAAAAUUCUGCGUCUGCGUAUUAAGAGUCUACACGCAAUGUGAGGAGACAAUCAACAGGUUCUUCUCGGAUAUCUAUUAGCCAUCACAAUACCGUUUUUACCACGUGCAUUCAUAGUUAUAAUUUAGUGUUAUUCGCGAUAUUCUUUUUCAUCUUGGACUUUUUGAAUCACAUUCAGAAAGGAAUUUCACUCAAUAUGGAUUCAAGGCCUAAUAAGAAAUAUAAAAGUGAUCGAACAGUACCUAGAAGCACGAGGUUCAGAGAAGGAAGAAGAUCACGUGAAGCUGAAUUGACGAAAUCCGAAACUGAUUCAGAUUCAAGUAGUACAUUGAAUCAAGAAAUGAUGGUGGACAUAUCAAACUUUGGCAUAUCCUUGGAUUUAAAUACUCAGGGUAAUAUUGCAAAUAUGGAAAUUGAACAAACCGAAUCUAGUGACGAAACGGAUUCAAGUUCAGAAUUGGAUCAACAUACACUAGAGAGCAGGGAAUUCGCUAAUUUACAACCUUGUACUGAUGAAUAUUCUGUGAGGUUUACGGAGAAUAACGUUGAGCAAACUGAGGCAACAAUGGAGACAACAUAUAGUUAUAUAAAAUGGGACUACCUCAGAUUAGCAUUUAUAAGGAAAGUUGUAGAUGAUAAUAUCUCUGAGGACGGAGAAAUGGAUGUUUCGUGACUAUCUCGUUUAUUAUUUUAAUUUGGUCCUUUCUAUAAUGGAAUUAGUGUUCCGUUUUAAAAAUCGAAAAUACACGAAGUAUUUCAGUAUAGAUCAAAAGCCUGUAUGCAGCGUCUGAAAUAUGAAAU
Molecule: messenger RNA, 930 nt
Organism: Leptopilina boulardi
Lineage: Eukaryota; Metazoa; Arthropoda; Insecta; Hymenoptera; Figitidae
Exons: 6
Coding region: 326-802 (158 amino acids)
Source: RefSeq, a predicted model, not a curated record